Messenger RNA from Callorhinchus milii (elephant shark), 3862 nucleotides. It is a transcript of the gene polr1b, whose product is annotated as RNA polymerase I subunit B. Gene Ontology annotation, cellular component: RNA polymerase I complex; nucleus. Bases 16 to 3429 code for a protein of 1137 amino acids. Gene Ontology annotation, molecular function: DNA-directed RNA polymerase activity; ribonucleoside binding; DNA binding. The record is from RefSeq and is a predicted model, not a curated record. The transcript is spliced from 15 exons. Lineage: Eukaryota; Metazoa; Chordata; Chondrichthyes; Chimaeriformes; Callorhinchidae. Gene Ontology annotation, biological process: DNA-templated transcription.
GCGGCGCGGCGGCACAUGGAGGACGGCAAGUGGCGCAGUGUGAGUGAGGAGCAGCGGUGGCCGAGCCUGCGGGGCCUGACCCAGGCCGGGGGGGGCCGCCCGGGGCCGCGGCAGCACCAGGCGCUGCAGGAGCUGGUCAGGGCCCACGUGGACUCCUUCGACCAGGCGACCGGCGACGGGCUGGUGCGGGCGGCGCAGGCGAUUCCCCCACUGGAGUUCAACUUCAAAAAUGAACGUAUCUCUCUGGCGUUUGUGGAUGCUGUCAUCUCCCCUCCUAUGGUGCCUAAAGGCUGCAUCUGCAGUGACCUGAAAAUCUACCCAGCAGAGUGCAGAGGACGGCGGAGUACUUACAAGGGGAAGCUAACUGCAGACGUUAGUUGGUCAGUGAAUGGCUUACCCAAAGGGAUUAUUAAACAGAGCCUUGGUAUGAUCCCUAUCAUGGUUAAAUCCAAACUAUGUAACCUGCACGGCUUGUCUCCUCGAGGUCUCAUUAAACACCACGAAGAAGCAGAGGAAAUGGGGGGAUACUUCAUAAUAAAUGGCAUAGAAAAGAUCAUCAGAAUGCUCAUCAUGCCAAGACGCAAUUUCCCAAUUGCUAUGGUGAGGCCCAAGUGGAAGAAUAGAGGCCCUGGCUACACCCAGUACGGUGUCAGCAUGCGCUGUGUGAGAGAUGAACACACUGCCAUUAACAUGAACCUUCACUAUCUGGACAAUGGCAGUGUAAUGGUCAACUUCAUCUACCAGAAAGAACUCUUCUUCCUCCCUCUAUGCUUUGCACUCAAGGGGUUGGUUGAUUUCACGGAUUACCAGAUUUACCAGGAGUUAAUUAAAGGAAGAGAGGACAACUCCUUCUUCAAGAGCGCUGUGACGCAGAUGUUGAGACUGGUAGUGAUGGAGGGUUGCAACACCAAGAAGCAAGCAUUAAAUUACCUGGGAGAGAGGUUCAGUGUGAAGCUCCGCCUGCCAGACUGGUACACAAAUGAGCAAGCUGCAGAGUUCCUGUUUGACCAGUGCUUGUGCAUACACCUGAAGGCCAACGUGGAGAAAUUUUAUUUGCUUUGUCUGAUGACGCGGAAGCUGUUUACGUUCGCCAAGGAUGAAUGUCAGGAAGAAAAUCCCGACAGCUUGAUAAAUCAUGAAGUGCUGACGCCUGGGCAGCUCAUUUUAAUGUUUUUAAAGGAGAAAAUGACUUGGUGGUUACAAUCUAUAAAAUUUGCAAUGGACAAGAAGAAUCAAAAAGGAGCCUUUCCUAUGAAUUCAGAAAACUUGAUGAAAGCCUUAAGUAUGGUGGGAGAUCUAACCCGGCCAUUUGAGUAUCUUUUGGCUACUGGAAACUUGCACUCAAAAACAGGUCUGGGUAUGUUGCAGGAUUCUGGUUUGUGUGUUGUGGCAGACAAGCUGAAUUUCGUCCGUUACCUCUCUCAUUUCCGAUGCGUGCAUAGAGGGGCUGCUUUUGCUAAGAUGAGAACCACCUCUGUGCGUAAGUUACUCCCCGAGUCCUGGGGCUUCCUGUGCCCUGUGCACACUCCAGAUGGAGAGCCUUGUGGGCUGAUGAACCAUUUGACUGCCAUUUGCGAGAUUGUGACCCAGUCAUGGAGCACCGUCUCUCUGCCAGCUCUGCUUUGUGCCCUGGGUGUUACACCAGUGGAUGGCACGCCCAACAGUCCGUAUUCUGAGUGCUACUCAGUUCUUCUGGACGGCUCCGUUGUUGGGUGGGUGGAGAGAGAGAUGGGACCACACGUCGCGGAUACUCUGCGCACCUUCAAGGUUUUAAAAGAGAAGAAAGUCCCUCUAUGGAUUGAAAUUGUUCUGAUUCCAAUGACGGGUAAACCCAGUAUUUACCCAGGAUUGUAUCUCUUCACCACUCCUUGUCGGAUGAUACGACCUGUCAGAAACUUGGCCUUGGGAAAGGAAGAGCUCAUUGGCACCCUUGAACAGCUGUACAUGAAUAUUGCCAUCACAGAACAGGAUAUUGUGCCUGGAGGAACCACUCAUCAGGAGCUAUUUCCUCACAGUAUGCUGAGCGUAGUGGCGAACUUAAUUCCUUACUCUGAUCAUAACCAGAGUCCUAGGAACAUGUACCAGUGUCAGAUGGGAAAGCAAACAAUGGGAUUCCCAUUGCACAGCUACCUGUAUAGAUCCGACAACAAACUCUACCGUCUUCUCACUCCCCAGAGCCCUCUUGUCCGACCUUACAUGUAUGACUACUUUAACAUGGAUAACUAUCCCAUAGGCACUAAUGCUGUUGUAGCUGUCAUCUCGUACACAGGAUAUGACAUGGAAGAUGCUAUGAUCGUCAACAAAGCAUCUUGGGAGAGAGGAUUUGCCUAUGGAAGCGUUUAUAAGACUGAAUUGAUCAAUCUCGAUCAAAAAGUGACAGCUGGAGACUCUAAUUUGGUCUUCGGUGUCAAACCCGGCGACACACGAGUGGGACAGAAACUCGACGAGGACGGAUUGCCAGCGAUAGGAGCCGUGCUGGAGUACGGUGAUCCCUUCUAUAGUUACUUGAAUCUCAACACAGGGGAUAGCUUUGUGAUGUACUACAAGAGCAAAGAAAGUUGUGUUGUGGAUAACAUCAAAGUUUGCAGCAAUGAUAAUGGGACAGCAACUUUUAAACGUGUGUGCAUCACCUUGAGAAUCCCCCGUAACCCCACCAUUGGAGACAAGUUUGCUAGUCGCCACGGGCAAAAGGGCAUCUUGAGCCGACUGUGGCCAGCAGAGGACAUGCCGUUCACAGAGAGUGGUAUGAUGCCAGAUAUCCUGUUUAAUCCCCACGGAUUCCCUUCCCGUAUGACCAUAGGAAUGCUGAUAGAAAGCAUGGCAGGUAAAUCUGCUGCCAUGCAUGGCCUGUGUCACGAUGCCACACCAUUCACGUUCUCUGAGGAAAAUUCAGCCUUGGAGUACUUUGGGAAGAUGCUGCAGGCUUCCGGCUAUAACUUCUAUGGGACUGAAAGAAUGUACAGUGGGAUCAGUGGUGUGGAGCUGGAGGCAGACAUCUUCAUUGGAGUGGUUUACUACCAGCGCCUACGUCACAUGGUCUCUGACAAGUUCCAGGUUAGAACUACUGGAGCGAGAGAUAGGCUGACAAACCAGCCCGUUGGAGGGAGAAACGUCCAAGGUGGCAUCCGAUUUGGAGAGAUGGAGCGCGAUGCUCUACUAGCUCAUGGAACGUCCUUCUUACUUCAAGACCGCCUCUUCAAUUGCUCGGAUCGCUCCGUAGCACACGUCUGUAUUAAGUGUGGCAGCCUCCUGUCGCCAAUACUGGAAAAGCCCCCACCAUCGUGGUCUGCCACACGUCACAGGAAACAUCACUGCACUCUCUGUAAACAGUCUGACACUGUUGAGAUUAUUUCUGUGCCUUAUGUUUUCCGAUAUUUUGUGGCGGAACUUGCAGCGAUGAACAUUAAAAUUCGACUGGAUGUGAGCUAACCUACCAGGCUGGAAAGUCAGAUCAUUUCUAAUAUUUUUGAAUAUGAAUUUCACAGCUUAUUUUUUCUUGGGUGGGGGGAGAAAUGAAGCAUUUUAAUAAUGAAAGAGUGAAAUCCAGACUAAUGCUUGACAGAUAGUGCAGUGUGUUUUGCGGUAUUGAUUGUAUCCAUAGCUAGAUGUGGACUCUUGGGGGCAGCACAUACAUUAUUAGUAUAUCAUGAGCCUUUGGCCAAUGUGCAUACAAUUGCUUUUAUACCAAUCACAUGAUAAACCAAGGCUUUUUAAUUGUGAUAAUUUAAUUUUCUGUGCGACUAUUUUGUUUAAAUUUCAGUUUGAAAACCACUGCUUGCAUUCCCUAUUUUUAUUUAUAGACUUUGUACUGGAGAAUAUGCAGUAUUUUACAUGGUUGAAAUAAAUCACACUGUAUAAUUCA